AUGGGUUAUGAACAAUCAAAGAAUGAUUAUUCAUUAUUCAUUAAAAGGACAAAUGGUUUGCUCACUAUUGCAGUGGUGUAUGUAGAUGAUAUAAUAGUCACUGGUUCAAAUGAAGAAAAAAUCAGUAGGUUCAAAGAGCACUUGCAUUCUGUUUUCAAUAUCAAAGAUCUAGGGGUGCUGAACUAUUUUCUGGGGAUUGAGGUCAGUCAUUUACAAGCUGGCAUAGUGAUAACACAGAAGAAAUUUACAAAAGAGCUUUUGUUAGACUGUAAUUUGGAUGUUUCAAGGAUUGCAAAGACUCCAUUGCCUGCAAAUUUGAAGUUAUUGGCAUAUGAAGGUGAAUUGCAUUCAGAUCCUGAGCAUUAUAGAAAAAUUGUUGGAAAGUUGAAUUUCCUUUCUCAUACAAGACCUGAUUUGGCUUUCUCUGUUCAGACCCUAAGUCAGUUUAUGCAACAGCCAAGAUUGUAUCAUGUGAAGGCCUUGCAACAUGUGUUAAGAUAUGUUUCUCAUACUUUGGGUCAAGGUAUUAUCCUAUAUGCUACUGAUCAGUUAUCCUUGAUAGCAUAUUCAGAUUCAAAUUGGGCAUCUUGUCCUAAUACUAGAAGAUCAGUAACAGGUUAUGUUCUGCUCUUGGGGAUAUCACCAAUUUCAUGGAAGUCAAAGAAACAGCCUACUAUCUCCAAGAGUUCUAGUGAAGCUGAGUACAGGGCUAUGGCAGCUGCAUCUUCAGAGACAACUUGGUUAAUCAGACUGCUUACUAAAUUGUGUGUUCUGAAUUUGAAGCCAGUAGCAUUACACUGUGAUAAUCAAAGUGCUAUACACAUUGGGAAGAACCAUGUGUUUCAUGAACGCACUAAACAUAUAGAGUUGGAUUGUCAUUUCACCAGAGAAAAGGUGCUGGAGGGUCUAAUUGUGCUGACUUACACUCCCGCAGCAGAGCAGCAUGCUGACAUUAUGACUAAGGCUUUGAGUUCCUUCCAGCAUAAUAAGCUUAAAUCCAAGCUAGGAAUGUAUUCUGAUGUUGAUACAGUUCCUAGCUUGCGAGGGGAUGUUAGUGAUGACACAGCAGAGUGUGCCACGUCAGAUGAUGAGUAUGCAGAAGGUUUUUAG
This is a messenger RNA of Chenopodium quinoa (quinoa), 1110 nucleotides long. RefSeq lists its product as uncharacterized. The transcript has a single exon. The record is from RefSeq and is a predicted model, not a curated record. Lineage: Eukaryota; Viridiplantae; Streptophyta; Magnoliopsida; Caryophyllales; Amaranthaceae. Bases 1 to 1110 code for a protein of 369 amino acids.